AUAUAGUUAUGAUCCUACGAUCAUAGUUUUACUUACAGAAUAUUUAAAGCUAUUUGCAUCAAUAGCUAUAUACUUAAAAAAUCAAAGUAUUCAUAGAUUUAUUAGCGAAUGUGUAUUACACAAAAAAGUUCUGGUGAAGUAUAUGAUUCCAGCUUUUCUCUAUUGUUUAUACAAUAAUUUGCAAUUUAUUAAUUUAUCAAAUUAUGACCCUACAACAUAUUUUAUUCUUUUGCAAUUUAGAGUUGUUGUGACUGGACUUAUAUACCAGAUACUUUUUAGUAAAAAAUUGACAAAAAAACAAUGGGUUUCUCUCAUAAUUUUGACUCUAGGAUGUGUGAUUAAACAGGCUAAAUUUAACACAGAAGCUAUUCAUACUGAAACUUUGAACCCUAAUAAAGAACAUGCCACUAUUUACAUCAUUUCUUCAUUGCUUAAUUUAUUAACUUCAAUCAAUUUGAAUUGGCACCUGGUUUUCAUUUUUAUACAAAUCCUUUGCUCAUGUUUUGCCGGCGUUUACAACGAAUUUUUGCUCAAAAACAAAUCAGGAAAAACUUUCCUUCCACCAGAUAAAUCAUCCCACAAACACACCCCCCUUAUCGAUGACCCUCAUAAAACCAAAAUUCUCAUGAUCUCGGACAAUGAAAAUUCCUUAAAUCUCCAGAAUGGCGAGACGUUAUCACCGGGUCUUGUGACCGAAAUGACAAAAUUAAGUGAUAAAAAUUCGACCGAAGAGGUACCUAUAAUGAUUCAAAACGUUUAUAUGUAUCUCGAUUCUGUGAUUUGCAAUUACCUUUACUCCAUCUUUUCUGCAAUAUAUACAGGCACUACCAGCGGUAUAAUGACCACCCAUCAUCCUUCUAACUUGAUCAACGUCAUAGCUUCCGACAUGACACUAAUAUUCAUUAUUAUCAACGGUGCCGGCAUUGGUCUUAUAACCAGUUUUUUCCUCAAAUAUCUGGAUUCUAUCCUUAAAAAUUUUGCUUCAGCAUUAGAAAUCAUAUUUACGGCUUUGUUAGCUAAGCUUAUCUUGGGUAUCCCGGCUGGGGGACUUAAAACGGCCAUAGCCACAGCCUUGGUCUUCUAUUCUGUGUGGCUUUACAGCGCUAAUCCCGUGACAAAAUAAGCAAACCAAAUUUACGAUAAAUUUAUUUAUAAAAAUCUAUUUUUUUUAAAAACAAAAAAAAGUAUUAUACACGUCUCCCCCAACCCGCCUACUUAGAUGAUAGUAAUCUAUAAAUGUAAAGGAGGACGGGAGGUAUUUGUGUUUUUCUUAAAUUUUUAUAACGAUUUUUUGUAUAUACUUACUAGAGGGAAGUUUAAAACGUUUAUUCUUGCACUGCCUAUUGUUAUUUUUAUUAUUACGGCUUUUAGUGUUGUUAUGAGUAUGAGACUUAUAGAAUUGUACAUACCAAAAGAUUAGCUCUGAAUUAUUUUCUUUGAUCAUCAUUUUAAAAAAAUCGACCUUUUUUAAAAAUUGAACAUUUGACACAUUAUACAUAUGUUUGGGUAUUAAACUAACAUUUUAGGGUUUUCUCAAUCUUUGUACAUUUUUAAAAAAGGGGGAUUCAAUUCAUGUAUUUUUAUAGCCUUUUACUAAGCAAAAAAUUUUAUCCUCAAAAAUCGUUAUAAAAUGACCUUAAGUUUUUUUCUAGCAGCAAUUCUUUUCCUAGAAAUUAAGUAUUUGUCUUUGAUAAUAAUUUAUUUUGAAAUUGAAA
This is a messenger RNA of Gordionus sp. m RMFG-2023, 1715 nucleotides long. Its product is annotated as UDP-galactose transporter senju-like. The record is from RefSeq and is a predicted model, not a curated record. Gene Ontology annotation, biological process: pyrimidine nucleotide-sugar transmembrane transport. The transcript has 6 exons. Gene Ontology annotation, molecular function: UDP-galactose transmembrane transporter activity. The coding region runs from base 143 to 1123 and encodes 326 amino acids. Gene Ontology annotation, cellular component: Golgi membrane. NCBI's taxonomy places the organism in Eukaryota, Metazoa, Nematomorpha, Gordioida, Chordodea, Parachordodidae.